Molecule: messenger RNA, 2518 nt
Organism: Paramuricea clavata
Lineage: Eukaryota; Metazoa; Cnidaria; Anthozoa; Malacalcyonacea; Plexauridae
Source: the annotation of a GenBank genome assembly
AUGACAGCAUCGUGGGUUAAAGAAACUCAAGAAAGCCUGUGUCAAAUCAGGCACUACCUGAAGUCAGAUUUCAAGAUACAUAUCAGUCUUGAAAACCAAUGUGCAAAUCAUUGUCGCACAUAUGCUCUAUCGGAUUCUACGUUGGAAUUCAAGAAGAAAUGCUUUCACAAGCACAACAUGUCAUGCGAUCGCUGUGACAUGUCAAAAGACGCAUUGUCUGCAAUAAGAACUGCUGUAUCAUCAAAGAAUGUAACAAUGAGGUUACUACCCUUUUACGUGAACAUUUUUCACUGGCGAAAUAGUUUAAAGCAUGGGGUUGUAAAUUAUUAUUUGCAUAUUUUACAAUUAUCAUGGUUAGUUGAUUGUUUGAGUACGGAUUUGUCUUUAAAGAGAAGAAACCAAAGAGGAGACAGUGCAUGACUUAGAUGCCGCUGUCCAAAAGAUUCAGUUUUGGAAAGAACACAUAUUGCGAACUGUACACCAGGAUACAGCAAAGAACAUUAUUCUUGAAGAAAUAAAGCCCAAUCAAGUGCUAAGUAUUAUGGACUGGGCAAUGAAAUUUUUGCCUGUAAGUUAUAGAGGAACACAGUCCGAAUGGUUUGGGAAGAAAGGACGUCCAUGGCAUGUUUGUGCCGCAAUAUUCAAGAAACCAGAUGAAGAUGUUGAGGUAUAAGUAUGUCCUGUUUUUGUGUUUUCAAUUUGCACAGAGCUUAGUUGGCAACAGAGUUUCAUCAGUUUGACACACGAGAAAAUUAGAGUUUAAAUAUUUUUUCUUUGUAAGAAUAGGUCAAAACAUCUUUCCAUUUGUUUGACAAUUGCACGCAAGAUUGGUUCUCAGUGGCAUCGAUUAUCGAAGAUGUCUUGUCAAAUUUAAAAGAAAGCUAUCCCAAAAUCUCUGAAGCGUUUCUUAGAUCCGAUAAUGCAGGAUGUUAUCACUGUGCUCCGUUAAUGCUUUCUAUUCCGGGGAUUUCCAAACGAACUGGGAUUGAAAUUAGGCGGUACGACUUCAGUGAUGCACAAUCUGGAAAAGAUAUCUGUGACAGACGAAUAGCAUGCGCGAAAAGCCACAUAUGCCGUUUUUUAAAUGAAGGGAACAACAUCAACACUGCAUCUGAUAUGAAGAAAGCUCUUGAUUCCUACGGCGGCGUCAAAGGGUGCAGAACUUCGGUGGUUUGCAUCGACAGAACCAAGCAGCAAAUCGCAAAGCACAAGUGGACAGCAAUAACACUGUUCUACAACUUUGAAUUUCUGAAAUCGGCAAUUAAAGUGUGGAAGGCGUACAAAAUUGGCAAAGGAACGUUGAUCAAGAAAGCAGAUAUUAAGCAGAUGGCAUGUACUCAAGGAGCAACAGGUUUAAUAUCACAAGAAGCGUUCACUAUCCCGGAAAAUGAUAAGGCUUUGCUCAAGAAAACAACUGUGAAGCAGUGCCAAGAAAAGCGCGAUAAAGAUGAUGUUCCGACCCAGCAUACAUCGAAGGGAUUCAAUUGUUCAGACGUUUCUUGUGUCGAAGUAUUUGUUUCUAAUGGCGCACUUGAAAGGCAUCUCGAUGUUGGUAAACACUUGUACCGUUUACAGACGGAAAGCGCGUACGAUGUUGUAAAGCAAAAGUGGGCAUCAAAGUGUACUACCGUUGGUAUUCAUACUGAAACAAAUAAACACUCUACAGGCGAGUUAAAAGAGGAAACAGGUGAAGCAGAUCAAUCUUCUGUAGCUGUUAAAAUUGGGUGGGCAUUGAAAAUGUCAACCGGUAAGGUACAAGCAGGGACGCCGGAACUGGGGGGGCAGGGUGGGGCGGCUGCCCCCCUUGCCUUUUGCUAGGGGGGGGGCAGGGGGGGGGCAGAAGUGCCCUUUUAGUUGUAAAAUAAUACGUGAUAAAUCCAAUUUCCAACGAUGCUUUUUGUAGGAAAAUCACGAGAUUCAGGUAAUUUAUAGUUUCUAUUUAUAAAAAUUUUGGGAAAUUUUUGGAAUUUAGAAAAAUAUUUUGAAGAAAUGGCGAAAAUUUAAGAUAUCCGGAAAAAUUUUUGGCUUCACGGAAAAUUUUUGUAUGUCCGGAAAAAUUUUUUGACCCCUAAAAUGGUACACUGACCGAAAUUUUUUUGGCGACGGGGGGGGGAGGUCGCAAAAAAAAUUUUGCAGUGAAAAAAAUUUUUUCAGUAAAGGUGCCCUUGGUGUGCGUCCGCCCCCCUUUGCCCUAUUAUCGUUCCGGCGUCCCUGGGUACAAGAUUUACUCCUGAGAACAUUCAUUGAUGGGAAGAAAAGUGGAAUAGAGGCAGACCCAAAGGAAGUGGCAGCUCGAAUAAGAUGUAUGAGAAAUGGAAAGAAGAAAGUUUUUGAUAGGUCUGAAUGGUUAUCAGUGCAGCAAGUGAAGAGCUACUUCUCCCGUCUAAGUGCCCUACAAAGGAAAGGUAUCUUAAUUGAUGAUAACGAAGGAGAACAAAACGAAGAAGUCGAAAUGAUUGAAGAAGAGAUAAGACGAUAUUCUUUGCUUGAUUGUGUAAGAGAAGAAGUGGAAUUGUAA